CGCGCCGGCUGGCGCGCAGCUGGCUCGUGCGAGGAGGCCGCGGCGCCCCCUCCGCCGUGGUGCCUUGGCUCGCCGCGGCGGCCGGGCUCGUGGGCGGCGGCAUGGCGCGCGCGGCCGCCGCCUCCGCGGAGAGGAAGCGCAUCGACACUCACCUCCAUCUGUGGACGCCCGACGCGGAGAGAUACCCGGCAUCUAAGCCCAUCCCGGAGAACUUGAACUCAGACCGACGGGGAACGUUUGAGAGUUUCGUCAAGUUGAUGGACGAGACCGGAAUAUCACAAGCUGUGGUCAUCCAGCCGAUCAAUUAUGGGCAGGACUACAGAUACCUGAUGGCCGCGAUGAGCGCCUACCCGACCCGGCUCAAGGGCAUGUUCAUCGCCGACCCGAGCGUCCCUUCAGAAGACGCCGCGGCCUGGGUCAGGGCGACCGCCGCCUCGAGCCCCGGCUGGGUGGGCAUCCGCUUCAACCCGUACCUGUGGCCGGCCAGCGCGGAGGGCGGCAUGGCGGACUCGACGGGCAAGGCCAUGUUCGCCGCGGCGGGUGACCUCGGUCUGGUCAUAGGAUUCAUGGCGUUCAAAGGCCUCAAGCUCCAUGUGGCCGACAUCGAGGCGCUCCUCCAGGACUCGCCCAAGACGAAGGUGAUCAUUGACCAUUGGGGCUUCUUUUUGCAGCCAGCCACUGGUGAAGGAGACAGGGUCAUCGACGAGGACAGUUGGAACGCAUUGCUGCAGCUAAGCAAGUACCCCCAAGUCUACGUGAAGGUCUCGGCGCUCUUCCGAGCGGCGGCAGACGCGUACCCGUGGCCGUCGCUGUCCGACCGGCUUGCUGUGCUGCUGAAGACGUAUUCCUCUUCGCGCUUGAUGUGGGGCUCUGACUUUCCCUUCGUCACGGACUUCGCGGAGUACGGCCCCGCGGCCCGCGCCCCCGAGGCGUGGCCGGUCUGGGGCGACAUGUCCGAGCAGGAGCGCGACGACCUGUUCUUCAACACCGCGGCCGGCCUCCUCUCCGGGCAGUGCUCGGAGUCCAGGUGACGGGGGCGUGCGCCCCGCCAGUGACGCCCGGCGCCGGCGUGCCGCCGCCGCGCUUCGGUCCCCGCGCAAAUCGGUCUAUCAAGACCACGGGAGCUGCUCCACGCAGCUGCGGGAAGUGGGUGCCGCUGUGGGAAGAUCGGCAUCGUCAGACCUGUCUCCAUCCGCACCAGGAAAGCCUCGCCCCCGCCGGCCUGCACCCAGGUGGGGAUGCACGCUGUCUCCCUCGGGUUUCGCGGCUUCUAUCCUUGCCUGGGGGGCCGGCGCGUGGCGCUGAGGUACCUUGGCCCAGUGACCCUGAGGGGACGGGGAUCAUUCGAAGCAGCGAUGCUGCGAAGAGCCAGCGGACGCGGGCAGCACACGUGC
Messenger RNA from Prorocentrum cordatum, 1394 nucleotides. Lineage: Eukaryota; Dinophyceae; Prorocentrales; Prorocentraceae. The record is from the annotation of a GenBank genome assembly.